Populus trichocarpa (black cottonwood) is the source of this 1364-nucleotide messenger RNA. Its product is annotated as probable WRKY transcription factor 29. Gene Ontology annotation, cellular component: nucleus. The coding region runs from base 127 to 1104 and encodes 325 amino acids. Gene Ontology annotation, biological process: regulation of DNA-templated transcription. Gene Ontology annotation, molecular function: transcription cis-regulatory region binding; DNA-binding transcription factor activity. The transcript is spliced from 3 exons. The record is from RefSeq and is a predicted model, not a curated record. Lineage: Eukaryota; Viridiplantae; Streptophyta; Magnoliopsida; Malpighiales; Salicaceae.
AUAUAGACAGCCUGCCUGGAAUCUAUCCUUUCACAUGUUUUCAUCUCUCAAAUUUUAUAUCUAUUUCAACCACAAAAUCCGCUCCUCUUUCUUUCCCUGGUAUCUCCUUUCUGUUUUAGCUGACAAAUGUCGAGUGAAUCUGUUUGCAUGGAGGAAAGCUGGGAUCUGCAAGCUGUGGUAAGGUCAGGAUGCAGUACUAAUUAUCAAGAGUUUUCCAACAUCAUGAACAACCCACCUUCGUUAUUUGCUCCUCUGAGUUUUGAUCAACACGAGCUUUUAAAUUCCCAAGAAACUUAUGAAACCCCAACUGAUUUUGAUGAACUAGAUGGCCUUUACAGGCCCUUCUACCCUGUGUUGCACCAAACCCUUAAUUCCUCACAAAACAAUAUCCUUGGUACCUGUACCAACACCACAUCCAUGUCUGUUCGCAAAGAAGUAAAGGAGCGACAAAAGGUGCAGAAAAAGAAACCUCUUUCUGAACCUGCUACCUGUCCAAAUAGUAGUAAUAUUGAUGCCACUAGUGCAACCAAAUCAAAAAGGAGGGAGAAUCAGCACAAAAGAGUGGUUCAACAUGUGAAAGAAGAUGGCCUCUCUUCUGACAUGUGGGCGUGGCGCAAGUAUGGGCAGAAACCCAUCAAGGGAUCCCCAUAUCCAAGGAGUUACUAUAGAUGUAGCAGUCUAAAAGGAUGUUUGGCAAGAAAACAAGUGGAAAGAAGCAGUACAGAUCCAUCAAUAUUUAUCAUAACCUACACAGCUGAGCACAGCCAUGCCCAUCCUACUCGAAGAAGCUCACUCGCUGGUAGCACCCGAAUUAAGCGUGAUGCUAUUAAAGGAACCACUCCCAACAUUGAGCCCAACAUGCCAACAAUCAAAGACCAACGUUCGCCGAAUUUCGAUGGGCUUAUCUCUCCAACAACCCCUUCAAUGACUUCCACUGAAGAUGAAUUAGUGCAAAACCUGAGUAUUAAGAAUGAGGAAUUAUUAGAUCAAGGGCAGAUUUUGGAAGGAAAUGAAAGCAAAGAAAUUUCCUUGCCAGAUUUAGUAUUCAGCGAUGAUUUAUUUCCAACUUUAGAGGAUUUGGAAGGGUUUCUUUUGGAUCACUAAUUUGCAGAUGCAGUUCCCUGUUGAUCAUUUAAUAACUCAAUGGGAAGCUACACCAAUGAAGCUCCAGUUUAUUUUCAUUUCCGUUUUUGUUUUUGUUGCAAUUUCAGUUUUUUGCAUAUUCUGUCUUAAAACACAAGAUUUCAAGAUAUCACAGAAAGGUACAAAGUUGUAUAUGAGGAGAUUACGUAGAUUUUGGUUGCUUUCUUAUGGCAUAAAAAAAUAAAGAUGAAGAAGAAAUUGUGCUUGGUUGUGUCAUAGAA